Messenger RNA from Monodelphis domestica (gray short-tailed opossum), 9991 nucleotides. RefSeq names its product integrin subunit alpha 1 (gene ITGA1). Gene Ontology annotation, biological process: cell-matrix adhesion; cell adhesion mediated by integrin; cell-cell adhesion. Gene Ontology annotation, molecular function: integrin binding. Gene Ontology annotation, cellular component: external side of plasma membrane; integrin complex. Lineage: Eukaryota; Metazoa; Chordata; Mammalia; Didelphimorphia; Didelphidae. The record is from RefSeq and is a predicted model, not a curated record.
AAUCAGUGGUCAGGGCAGGAAGCCUCCAUUUGGGGGAGACAAGAGGGGAUUUUGGUUUACAAUUUGUAGAGACAGUGAGGAAAAUGGUCCCGAGGAGAUGGAAGAAAUGAUAUUUGCUUUGCCGGCAGCAUCUGAUGUUUUUGACAGCUUCAGACCUGAGGAAAUGAGUCGCACCUCUAGGAGUGAGACUGCAGUGUACAUUCUUUCAAAGAGGGUCUCUGGGUCCUAACUAGAAGGAAAGGGCGUGAAGGCGGAGCUUGCUGGAGAAGCCGCGCCACCCAGAAGUUUCAGUGAGAGUUUCCUAAACUUCUAGCUCUCACUAGCAUACGUACGACCCUAGGGAGGUGUCAUGGGGAGGGUGAUCGCCCAUUCAAUGGAAUGCAAAUGUCCCUUUAAGGUUUGCCUCUUUCUCGGUGGACUUUAGCCUAAACACGGACUGGAAGCUUGCUUUAUUUGUACAUGAGCACAGACUCUGGGAAUCAGCCAGUUGCAAUUUCAAAGACCAAGUACGAAAAGGGAGGGGCGAUGUGGCAAUUCAUCUUGGAUGUGAAAAGCGUGGAGAGGACUUAGAGGCUUUUGCCGAAAACACAGGAAAUCACCCUGCCACUGCUGCUGCUGCUGGGACUGCUGCUGCCGCGGCUGCAGCUUAGACAGCUAGCGGAGUAGUCCAGAGGCAGCGCGGCGGACUCUGUUGGUUCAGGGCAGCCAGCAGCGCGUCCCAGCUGAGACACCGAGCCCUAGGGAUCCUGCCGUGCCUCUCCUGCCCGUGCCAGCCUGGCCAUGGCCCGCCAGCGCCGCACCAGCCCAGGUGUCGCUGUCGCAUGCUGGCUACUCACCGUGGUCUUGGGCUUCUGUGUAUCCUUUAACGUGGAUGUGAAAAAUGCAAUGACCUUCAGUGGCCCAGUGGAGGACAUGUUUGGAUACACAGUUCAACAAUACGAAAAUGAGGAAGGCAAAUGGGUGCUCAUUGGUUCUCCUUUAGUUGGCCAACCCAAGAACAGAACUGGAGAUGUUUAUAAGUGUCCCGUAGGGCGAGGAGAAUCAUUGCCAUGCAUAAAAUUAGACCUCCCAGUUUACACGUCAAUUCCAAAUGUCACAGAAGUAAAGGAGAACAUGACGUUUGGAUCUACUCUAGUCACUAACCCAAAAGGCGGGUUUCUGGCUUGUGGGCCUUUGUAUGCUUACAGAUGUGGACACACAUAUUAUACAACUGGCAUUUGUUCGGACGUCGAUUCCAAAUUUCAGGUUGUGAACUCCAUUGCCCCAUCUGUUCAAGGAUGCAACACCCAACUGGACAUUGUCAUCGUGCUGGAUGGUUCUAACAGUAUUUACCCCUGGACAAGUGUUACAGAUUUUUUAAAUAGUUUACUUGGGAAAAUGGACAUUGGUCCCAAGCAGACGCAGGUUGGAAUUGUACAAUAUGGAGAAAAUGUAACCCAUGAAUUUAAUCUCAAUAAGUACACAACAACAGAAGAAGUGCUCAUUGCAGCAAACCAAAUAGUCCAGAGACAAGGGCGCCAAACAAUGACAGCUCUGGGAAUAGAUACAGCAAGAAAAGAGGCCUUCACUAAAGCCAGGGGUGCCCGAAGUGGAGUUAAGAAAGUAAUGGUGAUUGUGACUGAUGGAGAAUCCCACGACAACCAUCGGCUGAAUGAAGUCAUCCAGGACUGUGAAGAUGAAGAUAUUCAGAGAUUCUCCAUAGCUAUUCUGGGUCAUUACAACCGAGGGAACUUGAGCACUGAGAAAUUUGUGGAAGAAAUAAAAUCGAUUGCCAGUGAGCCUACCGAAAAGCAUUUCUUCAAUGUGUCGGAUGAAUUGGCACUCGUCACUAUUGCCGAAGUCCUGGGAGAAAGAAUAUUUGCCUUGGAAGCCACAACUGACUUGUCAGCAGCGUCGUUUGAGAUGGAAAUGUCCCAGACUGGAUUUAGUGCUCAUUAUUCACAGGACUGGGUUAUGCUUGGAGCCGUUGGAGCUUAUGACUGGAAUGGAACAGUUGUCAUGCAGAAAGAUAACCAAAUUAUAACCCCACAAAAUAAUUCCUUUAAUGUUGAAUCUACAAAGAAAAAUGAACCACUUGCUUCCUAUUUAGGUUAUAUGGUCAACUCCGCCACUAUUCCUGGAGAUGUAAUCUACAUUGCUGGGCAGCCACGCUAUAACCACACAGGACAAGUCAUUACCUAUACAAUGGAAGGUCAAGAAAUCAAGAUUAUUCAAACUCUCAAUGGAGAACAAAUUGGUUCCUACUUCGGCAGUGUUUUAACAACAAUUGACAUUGAUAAGGACUCCUUCACUGACCUGCUUCUAGUUGGUGCUCCCAUGUAUAUGGGAACAGAGAAAGAAGAGCAAGGAAAAGUUUAUGUGUAUGCAUUGAAUCAGACAAGGUUUGAAUAUCAGAUGAGCCUGGAACCCAUUAAGCAAACUUGCUGUUCGUCCCUGAAGCAUGAUUCCUGCAAGAAGAAAAACAAAAAUGAGCCUUGUGGGGCUCGUUUUGGAACAGCUAUCGCUUCUGUGAAGGACCUCAACCUUGACGGAUUUAAUGAUGUAGUGAUUGGUGCUCCCUUAGAGGAUGAUCAUGGAGGGGCUGUGUACAUUUAUCACGGAAGUGGCAAGACCAUAAGGAAAGAAUAUGCACAACGGAUUCCAUCAGGUGGAGAUGGAGAGACACUGAAAUUUUUUGGCCAGUCUAUACAUGGAGAAAUGGAUUUGAAUGGAGAUGGACUAACUGACGUGACCAUCGGAGGCCUUGGUGGUGCUGCCCUCUUCUGGUCUCGAGAUGUGGCUGAAGUUAAAGUUACCAUGGCUUUUGCACCCAAUAAAGUGAAUAUUCAAAAGAAAAACUGCAAGAUGGAGGGGAAGGAAACAGUAUGCAUAAAUGCUACCAUGUGUUUUAAUGUGAAACUCAAGUCAAAGGAAGACACAAUUUAUGAAGCUGAUCUGCAAUAUCGAGUGACAUUAGACUCUGUAAGACAGAUAUCAAGAAGUUUCUUCUCUGGAACGCAAGAAAGAAAGAUUCAAAGAAAUAUCACAGUCCGUGGAUCAGAAUGUAUUAAGCAUUACUUCUACAUGUUGGACAAGCAUGACUUUCGGGAUUCAGUGAAAGUAUCGUUGGAUUUUAAUCUUUCAGAUCCAGAAAAUGGGCCUGUUCUUGAUGGUGACCUGCCUAACUCAGUAUAUGAAUAUAUUCCCUUUGCCAAAGAUUGUGGAAACAAGGAAAAAUGCAUCUCAGAUUUGGCCCUGGCUGUUUCCACCUCAGGAAAAGACUUACUCAUUGUUAAGUCCCACAGCGAUAAGUUCAAUGUGAGCUUGACCAUCAUGAAUAAAAAGGACAGUGCCUACAACACCAGGGCCAUCGUCCAGGCCUCACCAAAUGUCAUCUUUUCAGGAAUUGAGGGAAUUCAAAAAGACAGCUGUGAAUCCAAUCAGAAUAUCACAUGUAAAGUUGGCUAUCCUUUCCUGAAAGGGGGAGAAGAGAUAUCUUUCAAAAUACUAUUUCAGUUCAAUACAUCCUAUCUUACGGACAAUGUGACUAUUCACAUAAGUGUAACAAGUGACAGUGAAGAACCUCUAGAGGCGCUUUUUGACAACGAAGUAGAUAUUUCCAUUCCAGUAAAAUAUGAAGCCGAACUUCAGUUUUCCAGUUCUGCAAGUGAAUAUCAUAUUUCAAUUGCGGCCAAUGAUACCGUCCCUGACGUUAUUAACUCAACCAGUGACAUUGGAAAUGAAAUCAACGUUUUCUACUCGAUCCAAAAAAGUGGCCAUAUUCCUAUACCAGAACUUUCCCUGAAAAUUUCAUUCCCUAACUUAACAUCAAAUGAAUAUCCUGUACUCUACCUAACUGGAUGGUCAUCUUCUGAUAAUGUAAACUGCAGACCAAGGAGCCUUCAAGAUCCCUUCAAUAUCAACUUUGGAAAGAAAAUGAUACCAAAAUCUGGAGAACUCAAGAGAGGCACCAUUUUGGACUGUGAUACCUGCAAAUAUGCAACUAUUAAGUGUAAUGUGAUUCCUUCUGAUAAAAGUCAAGUAAAUGUCACCUUCAUCUUGUGGAAGUCAACAUUCAUAAAAGCAAGUUUUUCCAGUUUAAAUCUCACUAUAAAGGCAGAACUUCAAAGUGAAAACUCAUCCCUGGUGUUAAGUAGUGGUAAUCAGAAAAGAGAGCUGGCCAUUCAGAUAUCAAAAGAUCUUGUACCAGGCAGAGUACCAUUAUGGGUGAUCCUUUUGAGUGCUUUUGCUGGAUUCUUGCUUUUGAUGCUUCUUAUAUUAGCACUAUGGAAGAUUGGAUUCUUCAAAAGGCCACUAAAAAAGAAGAUGGAGAAAUGAAAUUCCAGACAAGAGAGAAAAACAGCAACUGUUCAAUGAUCUGUCCUCCAGUUUGCUUCAAAUUUGUGACCAAAAAAGUUUAACUGUAAUUAUCGCCUACAUGGUCACAUACUUUUGUUCCAUCGAGGAAUUAGUCACCCAGGAAAAAAGAAAACAGAUCAAGAAUGAUCCCAAAAGACAACCACAAAUUUAUAUUUGUAAAAUAUCGGGAAAUAUUUAAAAAUAAUUACUCAUUUUUGCUGAGUAAUUGAAUUUAAGAUUACAAAGUGUUUUGAAUAGGAAGCACAACCUAUUCAAAUAUGCUUAUAUAUUGAAUUACUAUUUUAAGUUUUCCGGAAUGAAGAAAAAGAUGUCAGGUUCAUGGAAAACAUUUUUUCCUCCAGAAAAAUACAAGUUAGACUUUCUUUCUCUGACCCCAGUGAAAAUCUAGAUUUUCAGACUUUGAAAAUGCAUGUACAUGCCAGGAAAGGACUCGCUUGCUAGGGUCAUUUCCCAUCAUGCCCAACUGAGCUCAAGGGAGAGAAUGUUCUGUAACGUGGACUCAUGAUACAAAGGAGGAAAAAAAAAUAGAAUGAAGCAGGGUCAUAGAGCAGGUAGCCUUUGGUUCAAUUUCUGUACAUGGAAAAAUCCAUUUCCCAGGGUGUUUAGAAAGCAAGGUCUAUCCAGCUGAAAGUUGAGAAUGAAGAUAAAAGCACUACUGCUUAGCAAACAAGCACACUGAAUGGCUGGCUUUAUCAGCUUUUACAAAGCAUGUGAAACUUGGAUGUUUGAGCUUUAAGAAUCAAUGUAAAACUUCAUGGUAGCGAACAAAGCAUUUAAAACCAUUUUAAUUUUAUGUGUACCUUUGAAAAUGUAAUGUGAUUUAUCCCCAAAGAAUGUAGUGUGAAGGAUCUGCUGAAACGAGUUCUGAAAAUGGAAUGUGGUUGGCAAAGUACUAUGAAUCAGCUUUGAGUUUUGUUGUUGUUCAGUUGUAUCUGACUCUUCAUGACCCCAUUUGGAAUUUUCUUCACAAAGAUAUUGGAGUGCUUUGCCAUGCCCUUUUCCAGCUCAUUUUACAGAGGAGAAAACUGAGGCAAACAGUUAAGUGACUUGUCCAGGGUCACACAGCUGAUAAAAGUGUCUGAGCUCAGAUUUGAACUCAAGAAGAUAAGCCUUCCUGACUCCAGACCCAGUGCGCUCUCUUAUUCACUUAUACCACCUAGCUACCCCAUUUGAAUUUUGAGGGACACCCUUUUCCUAAGGUAACCCAAAGAAGGAAUUCUCUUAGGUCCUUGGUACAGGUUUGGUCGAAACCAAAAACUAUGGCAGGGUUUUUAUUUUAUUUAAUUUUAUUUGGUUUUAUUUUUUUAUUAUUUUGUUUGGUUUUCAAACACAUUUCUUAGAUGCUGUAAAAGAUAAAAGUCCAUUUAAAAAUCAAAUUUCACCAAAAAUAAGAAUUUUUAGGACAUGAGUUUUAUAUAUACAUACAUAUAUAUAUAUAUAUAUCAAAUAAAUAGAUCACUAGAAAUAUAGUUAAAACAUUUUGAAAGCUAGCAACAAGAAAUCACUAAUCCAAUCUUUAUCUUCUGUUAUUUGGAAGUCAUUUUCCUAAGGCUGACCAGAACAGCAACUGCCAUGAACUAUGACAGUUCCAUUCAUUUCCCGUGAUAGUAACACCAAAUGAAUAAAUGUACGGUAGUUAUAUCAGUUAAUAGACAUUUAGUAAGCACCUACUAUGUGUCAGACACUGUAAUAAGACUAAGAAUACAAAGACAGAAGACAGCCUUAGCUAUCAAGGAGCUAACAGUCUAAUGGGGGAAGCAUGCAAACAACAAUGCACAUAAAAGAUACAUGUAGGACAGAGUAGAGAUAAUCAGUAGAGGGAAGGCACUAAUACUAAGAAGGAUCAUGGGAGGCUUUUAGCAAAAAGGGGAAUUUUAGCUGGAACUGGAAGGAAGCUAGGAGGUAGAGAUGAGAAGGGUGCAUAUUCCAAGCAAAGGAAAAUGUCCAGAGUCUAGAGAUGGAAUGUCUUGUGUGAGGGCACAGCAAAGGAGGCUGUUGUCAUUAGACCACCGUGUAUGUAGAAAGGAGGGAGGACUAGAGUGUAAAAAGACUGGAAAGGUAGUACGAGGCCAGGUGACGGAGCUCUUUAAAUGCCUAAGAUGAUUUUAUAUUUGCUUCUAGAGAUGAGAGCGCUGGUAUUUAUUGGCGUCUAGAGAGGAGAACUGGUCAAAGCUCCCUGUAUAUGUGAAUUACUAAAGUAUAUUCAGAUUUUUAAAUAGCUCUCCAGUUGUUAUAUCCCAUACAAUAGGAUUUGUGGUAGUAAAAACUCAAUCGUCUAGAACCUAGUACCUAAACAGGAGUUUCACUUAAACAGAAUUUUUCUAUGGUCAUUAUUUAGAGAACAAUAAAGCAAAUAAGAAAAUAAGCCAAUUGCAGAUAUUUUUUCAACAUUUCAACUUUAAGAGGUUCAAAUUCAAAGGCCUCGGUUUCCUACCUUUCCCAAAAUCUAUACUUUUAUAAAUGGUAAGAUAAAUCAUUCCCUGCCAUCUUUCUGUACCACUUGUACCCUUAUUGACACUUUUUCAUUGUUACUGCCCCUACACAUAGUCCCUUCAUGGUACUUGCUAAUUGGUCCCAAACUUCUACCUUGUCAAUCCCUUCAUGGGCCAUCCGCCUACUCCAAAAUUACCACUUCUUUUUUGUUGCUUGCUUAUCAAAACUCAUAGUACCGCAGAGUUCUGAUCCCAGCUACUUUCAAAACAGAAAUCAAACUGAUUAGAUUAGCAAACCUCUCAUUCUCAGUUUUUUCUAUUGUAAAAUGAGGUAGUUGGACUAGUAGACUUCUAAAACCCCUGUCUAGCUCUAUAUCCAUGAGCUUAAUUCACACCAAAGUUUCAACUUUCCCAUAGGGUAUUUGUGUUUUAAAAGAGAUAGCUUACUUAUCCAGAGGAAGGAAUUUUCAAUGGUAGAAUCUCAGAUAAUAUAAAAAAUAGUAAAAGAAUGAUUUAGGAUCUAGGUAACUUCCCCUAAAGUCACCCAAAGCAUGUGAUUAACUGUUAUUUCUAUCCAGAAGUCCAACUCUAUUUUUGACCAAAGGAGUGGAAACAAAAAGUAAUAUCUAUAUAUUAAUAAGAAUUUCCAUUUUCCCGACAUGUUACUUCAUUAAAACUUUAUUACAUAUGGGCUAGUGCUAGAGCCAUGUUGGUGAACCUAUGGCACAUGUGCCAGAGGGGGUUGUUCCCUUGCCCCCUCCACCAUGCCUGAGGACAGUUCUCGUUUCACUCAACCCUCUGCCCAGCAGCCCAACAGGAUAACUUCCUCCCUUCUCUGUCUGGAGUAAAGUGGGGGCUCACAUGCAGUGUGAGGGGUGCCAUUUGGGCACUCAGUCUCUAAAAGGUUUGCCAUCACUGUGCUAGAAACUAGUCCUGUUAUUUCAAUGAUAGGGAGAAUUCUGAAGUUAGGAAAUUUCCUCUUAAUAGUACAAGGCAGCAGGCAGAACCUUUUCUGCAACUUGGAAUGAGAGAGCUGCUUAGAGAAUCAAGAGUUGAAGUAUCUUGUCCAAUACAUGUGUGGGUGUAUUCAGAGGUAAGAUAUCUACCCAGGCUUCAUUGGACCAUAUGUACUUAUAAAUAUAUAUGCACACACGGAUCCACUAUUAAAACAAAUAAAUCAAUUAUCAAUCAACCAUAAAGUUUUCAUAUUUAAAUACAGAAAAGGAAAAAAGGGAAAAGGUUUUCUUUGAUCACUUUGCAUAUAGUAUCAAACUUCAUUAGUCUUGUGAGUCACCUGACAAUAUGACAGUUACCUAAAAAUAUUAAUUCAUUUAUUACACUUUAAAGUAGUUAUUGUUAAAAAUUAAGUGACAGAGAAACAGCAAAAGUAGAUGUCUGUUUAGUCAUGCAUUAUGUGUAUAGAUAUAUAUGCAUGUAUAUAUACACAUACACAUGUGUGUAUAUAUUAUAUAUUCAUGUGUGCAUAUAUAUUUAUAAAUACAUUAAUUUAGCCAGAGAAAUAGACAGAUUAAAAUUUGUAUUAACAGAUUGGCUAGUAGAAUAUUUUAUUUUAAAAUGUUCCUAGUGUUUUCACUUAAUUGAUUGCUUUGGCUCAAUAUGUAAUUUGGUUUUCAGACUUUCCUUGUACCCUAAAUUUUAAAGACACAAGAUUUAAUUGUAUUGAACAAUAUUGAUUAUAUUGUGUAUGAGAGACCCAUUGCCAGAAUGAAGAGGUCAAGUUCCAUAGCCCCCAGGCUAUAUGACCAUAACGCUGUAUUAAUACAAUUUCUGCACUUCACAAGCCAAAAUAAGAGGCUGAGAAUAUAUCUGUGCAAUGUGGCAUAGUUUUCUAGAAUCGACAUGACUUCAGAGCCAUAACUAGGCAUUUGUGUGUCUGCACAAGUGGCAUCAAAUAUAGAUGAUAAGAAAUGCAAGCAUUCUUAGGAAAGCAGAAACCAGGGAUGAGAGGAGCUCACAUGGGGGAGAAAAAUAUUGCCAUGAAAAAAGAAUAUAUAAGGUUCUUACUGUAUAUUAAGCAUUGGAGAUAUAAAUCAAAAAGCAAAAUUUCCCUUCAUCUCAGGCAACUCAUGUUCUAAUAGGGGGAGGGAACAUUUUCAGGAAGUUUCAGCUAUAAGUCAGAUGACUUAUCUGACUAAUUAUUUUGUUAACUAGGUGCUAUGCUCAUUUUUUUUCUCUAGCUACUGAUGGACUACUACAAGGGUCCUCAGUUCCUACAAAAACUUUUUAUGUGUAGGGACAAAAAUCAGUCUCUUUACCCCAACUCUGGUUCUAAUUGCUAACAAGAAGAAAAACCAUUUGCAUGCCAUACUCAGUUGUCUCAAGACUCCUCUACUAUUUGGCUCCUCUUAAAGAGUUUUUAGUCUAUUUUGAAUUUUUCCUCCGUGUCCAAAAUUUUCAGAUAAUUUCACUCAGCAGGAUAGUUUCACGGAAAGUACCACCUUCAAAUGUUCAGAUUUGUUGUGGGUGUGAAUGAGGCAGAAACAUACAGAAUAUGUAAAGGGUUGUUUUGGUUUUUUUAAUUCUAUAUUCAAGCUCCGGGAGGAAAAGAAAAAUGGAGCUAUCUUCCUUUAUCUAAAUUUAGUUUACGACUUAGGUAGGAAAAAAAUGUUUACUUUAAAAGGAAGAAAAAUGACAAAGUUGUGAUCUAGUGAAUUUGAGGUGAUGGCAAAAGCCUUGAGCAGCCCUGGGCACGGUGUCUGUUCAAGGCCUACAUACCCUUUAUAUGAGCGCUUCAGUGAGAUUCUUCAGAGGCCUGCCUAGUCCAGGCUCUUUGUCCUUUCUUUGUCUAAUACACUGUAAUCUGCUGCAUUUGAAUUUCAUGUGCAAAUUUAGCCAAAGUUAAGAAACUAGUAAUGGCCAGCCAGCAGAUCUAGUCUAUAUAUCUUUUUGAUUUUAAAAUAUGCUCUGAAAUAUGCACACUGUUUAAGCGGGGCUGGGGUGGGGGUGGGGGUGGGUGGAGGGCUUAUUCCAACAGAGAUGUUUUUAUAGUAUUUUAUACAUUGUCCUCGUAUUUGUAACUUUCCCUCAUCCUUUACCCUCUUCAUCACACUUCUCCUCUCUAGCCAUCCAUGGUCCCUUUUCCUCCACACUUCACCCCUCCAAGAGGUUUUCAAGAAGGACUUGUGUUAUUGUAAAUCGAGCUCUAUUGAAUUUCAAUAAAAGUUUAUUUAAAUUAAAAA